Messenger RNA from Vespa mandarinia (Asian giant hornet), 1235 nucleotides. RefSeq names its product Cytosolic thiouridylase subunit 1 (gene Ctu1). Gene Ontology annotation, cellular component: cytosolic tRNA wobble base thiouridylase complex; mitochondrion. Gene Ontology annotation, biological process: tRNA wobble position uridine thiolation. Gene Ontology annotation, molecular function: tRNA binding. Lineage: Eukaryota; Metazoa; Arthropoda; Insecta; Hymenoptera; Vespidae. The record is from RefSeq and is a predicted model, not a curated record.
UUUUAAAUAAAUAUUAUUAGUUAAAUAUAUAUAUCUUAUACAUUUGAUUAUAAAACCAAUUUUAUAUAUCAAGAAAUUAAAUAAUACUAUUCAAAAUGCCUAUUCAGUGUACUAGAAAUUGUGGUAAAAAUGCUAUUCUUAAAAGACCUAAGACCGGUGAUACAUUAUGUAAAGAAUGUUUUAUCUAUGCCUUUGAAACCGAAAUACAUUACACCAUUGUAAAAGGAAAAUUAUUUAAACCUGGCAAUAAAGUUGCUAUAGGAGCAUCAGGUGGAAAAGAUUCAACAGUAUUAGCAUAUGUAUUGAAAACUUUGAAUGAACGCUAUGAUUAUAAGCUUGACUUAUUUCUUUUAUCCAUUGAUGAAGGAAUUACUGGAUACCGAGAUGAUAGUUUGGAAACUGUGGAAAAAAAUAGAGAUGAUUAUGGUAUACCAUUAAAAAUAUUAUCAUACAAAGAUAUAUAUGGAUGGACAAUGGAUGCUAUAGUAGAACAAAUUGGCAGAAAAAAUAAUUGUACUUUCUGUGGUGUAUUUCGAAGACAGGCAUUAGAUAGAGGAGGUGCUUUAUUAGGUGUGGAUUGUAUUGCAACAGGUCACAAUGCCGAUGACAUAGCUGAGACAGUUUUAAUGAAUAUUUUACGUGGUGACAUUGCUCGGUUGCAAAGAUGUACGGCUAUAAUAACGUCAGGAGCUGAUGCUAUUGUUAGAUGCAAACCAUUGAAAUACGCUUACGAAAAAGAGAUUGUUAUGUAUGCACACUUUCAAAAAUUAAUUUAUUUUUCUACCGAAUGCAUAUAUGCUCCUAAUGCUUAUCGAGGAUAUGCUCGAACAUUUUUAAAAGAUUUGGAAAAAGUAAGACCAUCGUCUAUCAUAGAUAUUAUUCAUUCUGGUGAAAGAAUGCAAGUAAAGAGCAAUGUAAAAAAUCCAGAACGAAGGCAUUGUAAUAAUUGUGGAUUUGUUUCGAGUCAGGAAUUAUGUAAAGCUUGUAUAUUAUUGGAAGGUUUGAAUAGGGGACUUCCAAAAUUGGGAAUUGGUAAAUCUAAUAAAGUUAAACAUAUAUUGAAUACAAAUAUGAAUGAAAAUGCAAAAAGUAAAGUUGCCUCUUCAAGCAUAUCUGCGAUAGAUUUUUAACAUUAAAAUUCGCAUAAGUAUAUGUUUCCAAUAUACAAGAAAAUCUUUCGUAUGUAAUAAAAUAUAAGUUCUUAAUUGUUUUCAUUAUACGAACUUCUCCUUUUA